GAGCUGCGCUGGUUCGCCAGUGGAGCCUCCAGCACGGAGCGCGCACGCAUGUCCCGCGGAUUCUUUUUGCGUGGAGCCCCAGAUAAGGAGCCCCCACGUUUGGGAAUGACAGCCGCUGUCACUGUGAGUGACAGCUUUCACUCUGGCCCGCUCCAUUGAUCCACCGAAUUUCUCUGACGGCUUGCCACAUCCAACUUCAAUCCGAACCGGAUCCACCACAGACCGGGACUAUGCCAGAGAUGGAGAAAGGGAGACCGCCAGAAAGUAAACGCAGCAGGAAACCCGCGCAUCCCGUCAAGAGGGAAAUAAAUCAGGAGAUGAAGACUUUUGCAGAAAGCACGAUGAACGAGCUUCUGGGAUGGUACGGCUACGACAAAGUAGAUCUCCGAGACGCCGAGGCCAACGAGAUCAGGAAUUACAGGGAGAGGCGGCAGCAUGUGUCCGUGUUGAAAGAAAACUCAUUGCCAAAACCCAAAAACGUGGACAGCAAAGUCAGUCACUCGGUCCUCGCGAUGAAGAGCGUUGAGAGGGAGUCAUUCGGCGUUCCUUCGUCUUCCUCUUCCUCCUCAUCAACAAACACCUCCUCAAGAACGCCCAUGGAGCAAAAGAGCGCGCCCGUUAUCGUGCCGCUCAUAAAGCCGUCAGCAGUGGAUGACGUGCAGAAUGUGCAGAUAGUGUGUGUUUGGUGCCAGAAGGAAGGUGUCAAGCGCUACUCUCUAUGCAUGGGCUCCGAGCUCAAGAGCUUCUGCAGCGAGAAGUGUUUCGCCGCCUGCAGACGGGCUUACUUCAAGCGCAAUAAGGCCAGAGAUGAAGACCUCCAUGGGGAGAGAUCGCCCCAGCACUCCCAUACGGAGGACUCACCCAGGCUGGUGAUGAAGAUAAACAGCAACGUCAGAUCUCUUUCUCCUGUGUUGCAGGUGUGCGAUUGGUGUAAGCAUGUCCGCCACACCAAAGAAUACCUGGAUUUCGGAUCGGGUGAAGAGCGACUCCAGUUCUGCAGCACCAAAUGCCUGAAUCAGUACAAGAUGGAUGUGUUCUACAGAGAAGCUCGAGCGGCUCUUACAUGCUCAAGCCCAGCCAGAGCUGGCCAAGAGGGGAGAUCAGACCACAAUAUUCUCGGGCAAAACCUUCUCACGCCAGAGUCUUGGAACAACACGAGUACCACAGGGGAAGCGCAUCAAAGAAACAUAUCUCCCAAGGGCCCGACACCAAUCCUGGGAUCAUCAGAAUCAUCCUCCGGGUCGCCAUCAGAGACAUCAUCUUCUUCUAAGCUUACUGUCACUGGGCAGAGAACUCUAGAAAGGCCCAUUCACCCUCCUCCACCUUCUGCUGCUCUAGAGGUGUCACCUCACCCUACACUUAUUCCUCCUCCUCUUCCACGCCACCCACUAGAACAUCCGCGGAUGCCUCAAAUGCAAAUGCCCUUCAUUAGACCUCCUCUUCAUGCCCAGGGCCUCAGAAGCCCCCUAGCUAAUGCCCACCAUCCAAGACCCUCUGGUUCUUCAUCCAGUCCUAUCCACAGACCUCCUCAGUCUCCACACCUGCAGCCUCCCAAUCCCUCCUCCGUUAACCCCCCAGGCUUGAUGCAUCCUCUCCCUCGGCCCUAUUACCCUGGCUUACACUCUCCUCCACUUAUGUUACCCAGAGGCCCUGUGCCAAUGCCUCCCUUAAUGAACUUUGCCAUUCCUUCCUUUAGUCCUCUUCUACCCCAGCCCACUGUCCUGGUACCGUACCCCAUUAUUGUUCCUCUACCUGUCCCAAUACCCAUUCCGAUACCAAUUCCAGUCCCCUCCAAAACAAACCACGAAACCCCAAACCACACUGGUGUUAUACAGCCUGUGCCAGAGGCAACAGACAGAUGUAGAUCCAUACCAGCAAGGUUUCCAUCCCCCGGGAACCCUGAAGGGAACGGCCAAUUGUUAAACCACAGAUUGAGUGGAAACUUGCCUCAUGGUCUCCCUUCACCCAGUGACUCCAAUUCCAAGGACAUCGGUUGGGUUAAAUCAGAGAGGCCAUUUUCAUCCCCAUCGUCAACGUGCCACAGUGGAACAUUAUCUCCCAGAGCCCAGUACAACACAUCACCCUCCUCAACACGCAGCUCAGAAGGACUGACGGACUACAAACAACAACAGCACUCAGAACGACAAGUUAUACAAUGGGUUCUACAGAGAUCCCAGGUGAAGCUAGAACCCAACGUCAAAGCAGUAGUGGACUUCUCAGGGCUAGAGGAGUCAGGGUCUGUGCAGGGUACCAAAUCAGGCCCACCUCCACCAACACAGCCCCCUUCGCUUGACACUGUAUACCAACAUAAGGACAGCCACACCUCACCUUCACACACUCCAAGCCCUAAAGUGAACAACCACUCAUAUGAUGCCAAGGCUUCUGUCCUGAAAUCUCAGAACCAUGGUCCUAAUGGGAUUUCCUCAGUGCUAUCCAUAGCCAGUCCGGGCUCACCCUUACCCCAGAGACCACCCGCACCUACAGAGCCCGCACUAACCGAGAUGGAAUCUAUAAAAGAAAACAAGUGCUCAGUUGUCUGCUCUGUACGGGUUGAGGGCCCAGUUAAUCAGACAGAGGAGCCUUCAACAGCCAGUAGGGAUACAGGAGAAGACCCACACUUGCCAGACGAGGACCACGCCUAUGCCCUACCUACCGCACAAAAGACAGGUGGGACCACCACCCCACUACUCUUGCCCAAACUCAGGGACAAGGGUAGUUUAAGGAGCCCUGCUAAUAUGCCCAGUGCUGGAGACAUGGAGCCAGCUUUGAAGAGGAGAUGCCUACGAAUCCGUGAUCAAAACAAAUAAAAGAGUGGAUGAAGAGCACCCCUGUUCACCAACGUAUGGCAGUGCCAGAUUCAGUACCCCGCCCUCGUGUGGACGGCGCCAGUGCUAACACCAUCCCGCCUGCUCGCCACAGCCCACCGGUGUUGCCUAGCCUGUGGACCAGCAGGUAGCCAAAGCAGGAAGCCCAGAUGGCCGCACGAAGUCUACAUGCGGGGGAGUGGGAGGAGGGAGGCGGGGACCAAAGAAAAAUGUCAAAGGCUAGUUUGCUCUGUUGUGUCCAAGGACUGUUUGAUAUGGACCAUCUUUUUUUGACAUCUUGUUAGACUAUCCCCGAAAGUGUGUCGAUGUUUGUGCACUCGUCUUCCUCAACCCCCCUCCCCCCCUCCUCUCCCGACUCCUCGCUCCACACUGCAGACAGGGCAGCGAUCAGCCCUGUGUGGUCUUCUCAGAUGGAGCCUGAAUAUGAUCUCUUUCCAGGGGAAACGGCUUGUUUUCUCUGCCCAGCUUGCACAAAGAGCCACAUUGUUCCUCUCCCCAUAUACCACACCGACUCCCCGAUCCAGGUUUUGGGUUACCUGACCGACGUGGGCUCAGACUUCAGGAGGAGGGUUUUAUUUUUAAUUUUUUUUUUUUUUGACCAACAGCUAGAAAUAUAGGAUAACCUUCUCUCGUCCAUCUCAUUACCCAAUCCAAACAAACUAACAUUUGAGUUCUGAGCUUGCUGCCUUUCAGAGAGGGGGGUGAUAUUUUUUUUUAAUCAUCACAGAGGAAUUUGGGGUUUAAAACUGAUGACUGAGCAGUGUGAUAAGAUGUCUGAAUUUGACUCCUGUAAAAUAAUGUAUAGAAAGCAGAGAUUAUGAAAGGGAUUGCCUACUGGUACACAGUAGCUUGCGAUGGUAUGUGAUCACUCUCGUGGUCCCGAUGAUGCUGGUCCAUAAAUGUUGUUUUACCCUUUCAUGCACCCUGUAACCUGAUCACAUGAUAAGCUGUCCACUGUAGUAAUCGCUGUCCCUGAAAGGGUUAAAGACACGGCCCGUCGACUUUCACCUGAUUUGUUUAGGUGUCCAUUUGACCACAUUUCCUUCCUUGACAACCGAGGAAAUAAUGACUGUUUUUGUUCAUGGAGCAGAAGAAUUUUUGGGGGGAUGGAGCAGAAUAAUGCUGCCUUCAGGAGCUGUGCGCAUGUUGCUCAACUUCCCGCAGUUGAUGUCCUGGUGCACUUCAUUACUUGAUUCCACAGCGCCUCUGCUGGUUACAGCCAAGUAAUGCAUUCGCCUUAUUUGCCUCAAGAUGUGAUUAAUAAUCAACAAUCAAAUUCAAUCAAUCAUCCUUUUCUACUAAGAAUACCCUAAUGGGACAAAGUGAGCGAUAGAUCCUGCCUUUAAAAAAAAAAGGCUCUUAUCUGAUGAUUCCAGAAAAUAGCAGGCUUGUAAUUGUUACCAAGUGCGGUGUUAUAUUAAACCAUCAAAUGUUGUACUACACAGCGAUCAGUAUUACAGUUCUCUCUUUUGGGAACACAUCCUGAGAUUUUAUCGAGCUAGAUGCUACUGGAUGUCCAACACUUUUUUUUUUUUUUUUUUUUUUUUUUUUUUGCUAACUGAUCAUAGAGAUAUAAGAUUUUUGUUCUAAUAGCAUAUGGGUGAGACUCAUGGGUUUAAACAAAAGUGAUUUUCCUCAAAUUAUCAAGCCAUUGAAUCUCCAUUGUGUUUAUGCAGUUGAGUCAAACGUAUAAAUCUGACCUCCUGUAAUCUAACUCUAUACUGCAUCCCCACUAGAGAGCAGUGUAUGCUUUGGAAAUGUUACUAUAUGCCUGCCUGUUUACAUUGAGACAAUACCAGGAACGUCAAAAAUGCCACCAGACUGACAUUACAUGCCAAAUACAUUUUCUGCUAUGCCAUUAUUUUAUUUAUCCUACCCAUAAAGCACUAUCACAUGAAGAAAAAAAAAUGCACAAGCGUGUCAUCCUAUUUGAUGGGUCAAGAAGCCAACUCAGAAUAACCAUAUCCAAAUGUGACCCCCACCUGUGCCAUCAUUCCAGAACUACAUCCACUUAUGUGUGCUCGUCCGAGUGUAAGCAUGCAACCCCCGUCACAUCACCCCCCCCCCCACACACACACACACACACUCAUUCAACCCGCCACGCUCACCACCACAGGUCACGCCAUUAUUACUGGAAGUCAUCCUUGGCUGGCCAGGGGACUUGGACAACAGCUUGUGUGAGUCACAAAAAAAAAAAAAACAGAACUCUAGUCUCACACCAUAGGAUUAAAAA
Molecule: messenger RNA, 5058 nt
Organism: Hippocampus comes (tiger tail seahorse)
Lineage: Eukaryota; Metazoa; Chordata; Actinopteri; Syngnathiformes; Syngnathidae
Product: sine oculis-binding protein homolog
Exons: 7
Coding region: 231-2807 (858 amino acids)
Biological process (GO): animal organ development
Cellular component (GO): nucleus
Source: RefSeq, a predicted model, not a curated record